This is a messenger RNA of Macrosiphum euphorbiae (potato aphid), 657 nucleotides long. NCBI's taxonomy places the organism in Eukaryota, Metazoa, Arthropoda, Insecta, Hemiptera, Aphididae. The record is from the annotation of a GenBank genome assembly.
AUGCUGAUGUUAAGGUUGGCGAGCUCGGGGGCUGCCGCUGAAAAUGAUGUGUCGGCAGGAGAAAAUCUUUUCGAGCUGGACACUCUGAACGCGCAAUGCCACAAACCUACCUCGCCGACGACGUCGACAUCCUUUACACCCGUCGCAGGCCCGCCUCCUGUGGUAACCUCGGAAAAUUUUUGGCCGCCUCCUCCACCUUCUGCAGUAACCUCGGAAAACUUUUGGCCACCUCCUCCGUCUCCUGCUGUAACCUCGGAAAACUCUUGGCUGCCUCCUCCGCCUCCUGCUGUAACCUCGGAAAACUUUUGGCCAUCUCCUCCGUAUCGUGCUGUAACCCCAGAACAUUUUUGGCUGCCUCCUCCGCCUCCUGUUGUAACCUCGGAACAUUUUUGGCUGCCUCCUCCGCCUCCUGCUGUAACCUCGGAAUACUUUUGGCCAUCUCCUCCGUAUCGUGCUGUAACCUCAGAACAUUUUUGGCUGACUUCUCCGUAUCAUGCUGUAACCUCAGAACAUUUUUGGCUGCCUCCUCCGCCUCCUGCUGUAACCUCGGAAAAUUUUUGGCCGCCUCCUCCACCGCCACCGAUGACGACCGGCACGGCAGCGUUCCACAGUAACCCUGCUGUGCAGAAGCCGUGCGCAUCCGUGCGUGGAGCCUAG